This is a messenger RNA of Spizellomyces punctatus DAOM BR117, 1796 nucleotides long. RefSeq lists its product as uncharacterized. The transcript has 2 exons. NCBI's taxonomy places the organism in Eukaryota, Fungi, Chytridiomycota, Chytridiomycetes, Spizellomycetales, Spizellomycetaceae. The record is from RefSeq and is a predicted model, not a curated record. The coding region runs from base 95 to 1669 and encodes 524 amino acids.
GGAGGAGGAAGGGCAGCAAGCUUCCGUUGUCUUUCGUUUUCAACUUUUUUCUACAAGGACCUUCCCUCGUUGCGAACCUUUUGAAAAUCCUGCGAUGCAGAACGUCCGGGUGCUUGCAGGUCGUCACAGAAUGUCACGUCCUGCGGAUCUCCCCUUGCCUCCCGGUCCGAGCAGGAGAAAGAAGCGGGACAGCAGGCCAAAGACCACGGGGAAACAAUCUCAGCAAAACGCAUCGAAUUCCACGUUGUCUCGUACUCCCUCAACACUAAGCCGCCGAUCUGCUUAUGAUCACCUUCAUCGUUCCUCCUUUGCCGACUUGUGUCAGUUCCUCCGCGACUUCCUUGCCUAUCCACGUCCAUCGCGGAAAUCAUCACGUCGAGUGAGGCGGAAAAGAUCUACGGCGAAUGGACAAGCUCCUCUUUCUCAGCAGGACACGACCGCUACUGCCUCGGUGGUGGUAGUGUCCUCUGUUCCUUCUCGAAAGGAUUUAGUCGAUGACCAAUGCACAGUCGCACGUAAACCGUCUACCGAGAGUAGAUCUCGGGGCGGCAAGUCACUGUCAAUACGAGCGCCGAGCAUCAGCCUCCGUCGAAAACGCCCAACGACGACGAGCAUUGACAAUGGGAGAAACGGCAGUUCAGUAGAUUUAUCGCUUUCAACAAGCAGUUUACCCGAACAGGCUCAGACUGCAACACUUGAAGAGCAGUUGCGGGACUUGGCACUGAAUCAACGAGAUUCCUUUUCUUCAGCGACUACAUCAGCGCCUUCCACAACAGCAGGCAGCAUGUUGCUGAGCGGGUUGACAUUAUACGAUGAACAAGUCCAUGAAGACGAAACCAAUACUGUAGUGAGUUUACCUCUUUCCCCUCCGCCCAAACCUCUUCCACGCUCCGUCACCCGCAUGCAGUCAUCACCAUCAAUGUCGGCCCUUGCUCAAAUGCCGCCACGUCCUCGUGACAAUGAUGCUCUACCGAGUGCCGGAAGCAGGAUGUUUUCACUAGACAGAGAGAGCAUAGACACCAUGGUUCCGCGACGUAGCACAGCCAGCUGCUCAAUGCCGGUUCGUCAUGCUACACCUAAAAAGAAUGUUGUGGAAACCAUGCGAAACAUUCGACGCAGCAUAUCAUCCUUUUCUCUCUUUCGUGCGCGAAAUCAGCAGGGACAGUCGCUUAAAGGCAAUUCAAUGGAUUGGGAGACUCUGGAUGCGACUCCUCCAAAGCUCAGAACGGGAGAACCGCGAACGUCAAUGGUCAUUAAUGACAUUUCACGGGAUACCGCGGUUGUACCAGGGUCUUCAUAUGCCCAGUGCCUAGCGUCUCUUGCUGACGAGGAUGCAUCGGACUCUGAUAUCAGCGUGCUAGUCAUUGAUGAUAGAGAAAGCGACGAUGAUGAUAGCUCCUCAGUGAUUAUUCACCAGCCAUCCGAGGGAUUAAUUCGAAAAUCUAUUUCGGAGCCUCGUAUGCGUGGACCCUGUUGUAGUCAUCAGAAGCCCACCAAGGAUUCAUCUUGGUCCUACGUGCAAGAAUCUACGGACAUGUCCUUUGAUCGCAAGGGACACACAUACUAUUGCGGUGCGUGUGAUGGUGCGCAUAGUAAAGACAAGGACGUGCUUCCAAGGCCGCCACCCUGGAGAGUUCUUUGGAAGAGGCUCAAUCGUGUAAAUGAAUGAAUAUUCUUACUAACUAGUGUUAGAUAUUGUAGAUCUAGAUUAAAAUCACAGUGUGUAUGUACAUAGAAGUUUGCACCUAAAUAAAUGGUGCUAGGUAUCUUAUAUGCUUUUUCAUGUGGAGGUUGAC